UUCGGGCUUGUGGCGCUUUCUUUUUUGUUCGUUGUCAUAUGGAUCCUGGUCCUAUGGAUGUUUAACUAUAUCGAAUACUCCAAGUAUGUAGCUAUCUUUGGGCCAACAAAAUCGAUUGCAGCUAUGUUUGAAGUUCCCACGCAGCUUAUGCCUGUUCCCUGCCAUUGUGCCCCAGAGUGUCGGGAUGAGAGAAAGGAGCUUGAAAAAUAUCGGUUGCGUUUCAUUUUUGUGCUGGGGAAUUUGCGUGGAUGGAUGGGUUUUGCUGUUGGGCAUAAAUACAUGGAACAGAUGAUGAUUUGAUCAGGCAGAAAUGCAGGGCCCAUUUUGAUUCUUUCUCCGCUCUAUAGGUGGAUGGACGAAUCAUAAUUAAAAGGAUAAAAAGUGUGAUUUAUUUUAUUCCUGCUGAUUGAGCGAUGGGAUGGGCUUAGAAUAACUCAGAUCAAAAAUGCCGCCUCAUCUCAUCAUACUCCGUAUAGCGUAAAGGUUCAUCAAGCCAGCCGCCUCGUGGCCUGUUCUGUCUUUGGUCUGGAACGAUCACCAACCCAACCAGUGGCAACCACUAACCACCAUCACCAGUUAAAUAUUUAUUACAGGCAGAACCAACGCACUUCCAGCAACAGCAACCAACAAGAAACUACGACAAGGCCCGUCAUCAUCAAUGAUGUCCUCGAGCAUCCCCUCAUCCUCCCCCCGCCCAUCCAACCAGCUCCAACAACAACGACAACAAUGUCCCUCCCCCAACCUACCACCUCCCGCUUCACCCACCGCCAUCUAACCCUCCUCCGCGCCAGCUCCCCCCGCACGCCCCUCCGCAUAAUCGCCCACAUAGACCUCGACGCCUUCUACGCGCAAUGCGAGAUGGUCCGCCUCAACACGCCCCGCACCCAGCCCCUGGCCGUCCAGCAAUGGGAAUCGCUCAUCGCCGUCAACUACGCCGCCCGCGCCUUCAACAUCACCCGCAUGCUCACGGCCGCGGAAGCGCGCAAGCGCUGUCCGCAGCUCGUCACGCAGCAUGUCGCCACGUUCCGCGAGGGGGAGGGCGCGCAGUGGAAGUACAGAGAUGAUGCGGCGGAGUGUGUGGCGACGGAUAAGGUUUCGUUGGAGCCGUAUCGGGUGGAGAGUAGGCGGAUUCUGGAGGGUAUUAGGGCGGCUCUGGCUGCGUGGGCGGAGGGGGUUAUGCGGGAUGUAGGUGGUGGUGGUGGUGGCGGGGAGGGGAGGGGAGGUGGAGGGACAAAGAAUGAGCUGCAGCUGCAGCUGCAGCAGCUCGUUAGGGUUGAGAAAGCGGGGAUUGAUGAGGUGUUUGUGGAUUUAUCCGCGCUGGUGUAUGAGACACUGCUGGACAGGCAUCCUAUGCUGCGGGAGGGCGAGGUGGGGAGGGAUAUGAGUGAGAGGCUACCUAGGCCGCCCACUACGGUGCUGGAAUGGGGUAAAGAGGAUAUGUUGGUUGAUUUGGAUGCCGGGCAGGCAGAGGAGGAUGACCCCGAUUGGGAUGAUGUGUGCAUGCUUAUUGGCGCGGAUAUCGUCCGCUCCGUGCGCGCCACUAUCUGGGAGAGGCUGAAAUACACCUGCUCAGCUGGCAUUGCGCGGAAUAAGAUGAUGGCAAAGCUUGGCAGCGCGUGCAAUAAACCAAACAAGCAGACUAUUGUGCGCAACCGCGCGGUCCAGCAGUUCCUGGGCGGGUUCAAAUUUACACAAAUUCGGAUGCUGGGCGGGAAGCUGGGGAAGCAGGUUGCGGCCAUCUUUGGGACGGAUGAGGUUGGUGGGCUGUUACAUGUCCCCGUUGAGCAAUUAAGGCUGAAACUGGGUGAUGAUACGGGGACAUGGCUCUAUGAGCUUCUCAGGGGAUACGAGUACAGCGAAGUUAGUGUACGGACGCAGAUUAAAUCUAUGCUCUCCACCAAAUCCUUUCGGCCCGGUAUCCAGUCCUCGACGCAGGCAGAGAAGUGGCUGCGGAUUUUUGUCGCGGAUAUCUAUGGCAGACUGUUGGAGGAAGGGGUUCUGGAGAAUAAACGGCGACCGAAGGUUAUCACCAUACACCAUCGGACUGCUGGGCAGACGAGGUCUCGUCAAAUUCCGAUCCCGACGGGCAGGCCGAUAACCGACACUUUCCUGUUUGACCUGGCCAAAACCCUACUGGCACAGGUUGUUAAUGAGGGGAAUAUUUGGCCGUGCGCGAAUUUGUCAUUGAAUGUAAGCGGGUUUGAAGAUGGUGUUACGGGGAACCAGAGGCUGGAUUCCUUUUUCCUUCGUGGGACUGGGGACACGAAGGUGGCAUCGGCUCCCUCGCAGCAGCAGCAGCGAAAUUCUGAUACCCGGCAAGGAUACUUACCUGGCUCGGAGCCACAGAAGAGGAGAAAAGCGCCCCCCAACGAUAAUUACGAAGAUGGCCAUCCCAGGCAUGAUCACAGUGCCACAUCCCCCGGCCAUACAGUUGGCGAAGAAGACGAAGAAUCUCUCUUUCUACAAGACGACGAUAAUAAUAACCAUCAUCUUCCAGGUCCCGCAAACACCUCCCCAGCUCUCACAGACGAUGAUGAAAAUGCCCUCACCACACAACACGACGACUGGGCCUCCGUCAUGGGGAUACAGGAGCCAUCAUUCACAUGCCCCCGCUGCGCCAAAACUAUAGCGGAAUAUGACAGAAGCGAACAUGACGACUGGCAUUUCGCGAAGGAUUUAUAUACGCAGGAAAGAAGGGAGCAACGUCCUUCUAUUGUCUCUCCUCCUCGUCCUCCUCCUCGUCCUCGUCAACAGGGUGAUGGUUCACGGGGGAGAGGCCGUGGUGGUGGCCGUGGAAAAUUCGAUAAGCGACAGCGUCGACUGGCGUUUUGAGGGUGGUGUUCAUUCCUCCUUUCUUAUAAUUUAUGGUUUGUUUUGCUUUUCUUAUUCUUGGGAGAUCUUUUGAGGGAAUAUGGCAUGGAGAGAUGGAUAUCGGCUUUGGAGGUUCUGCGUCUCAAAUGGGAUAUUUUGCAGGUACUAAUAGGCGUUGUUGGGGGGAAGUAUUCGGGAUAAAAUGGCCUUGUCGGAUCUAUAUAAACUGCUUCGCAUAUGUUUUGACAUAAACUACUGUAUUCUGGAACCAUGGAUCGCAACAAUUUAGCAUUUCGGAUGCUACCAAACUUCAUUGUAUACGUUUUUCCUGUCUUAUCGACCAUUCUAAAGUUAAAAUGUAUAUUUGAUGACACUUUACUUAGACCAGAAUUAACCUAGACCGGGCUACCAUUAUCUCCCAAGUUUCAAUUUAAUAUUCGCUUUGACCGUG
This is a messenger RNA of Blastomyces dermatitidis ER-3, 3262 nucleotides long. RefSeq names its product DNA polymerase eta subunit. The transcript has a single exon. Gene Ontology annotation, cellular component: replication fork; site of double-strand break; nucleus. Gene Ontology annotation, molecular function: DNA-directed DNA polymerase activity; damaged DNA binding. NCBI's taxonomy places the organism in Eukaryota, Fungi, Ascomycota, Eurotiomycetes, Onygenales, Ajellomycetaceae. The record is from RefSeq and is a predicted model, not a curated record. Gene Ontology annotation, biological process: error-prone translesion synthesis; response to radiation. Bases 727 to 2832 code for a protein of 701 amino acids.